Messenger RNA from Letharia columbiana, 2517 nucleotides. RefSeq lists its product as uncharacterized. Gene Ontology annotation, cellular component: cytoplasm. Gene Ontology annotation, molecular function: ATP binding; threonine-tRNA ligase activity. The transcript is spliced from 5 exons. Gene Ontology annotation, biological process: threonyl-tRNA aminoacylation. Bases 1 to 2517 code for a protein of 838 amino acids. NCBI's taxonomy places the organism in Eukaryota, Fungi, Ascomycota, Lecanoromycetes, Lecanorales, Parmeliaceae. The record is from RefSeq and is a predicted model, not a curated record.
AUGGAGCAGUCAGCAAUGGAAACUCGAGCGAACGGAGAAGCUGCUGGAUCUUAUGAGUCACGCAAUGAUCUGGCACUCCGUUCAGCAGCGAGUGACCCUGCCGCAGAACCGCGAUCCAAUCCCCCAAAUGCUCGAGGCCCCGCAUCUCCACAUGCCCAACAGUAUUCGAAGAGUGAAUUAGAAGCUGCACAACCACUGCCGGAGCCCAAUGCUCAGAGUCCCAAAUCUAAGCAUUCCAGGAAAACCUCCAGGAACGGCCCCAAAGCUGGACAUUUACAGCCUCAGGACGCUCCAAAUUCCCAUAUCUCUUCUAAAGAAAACGGAUCACCUUCAAGAAGUGCGGCGAAUCAAGCCAUGGCUUCCUCGCUCCCAGAUAUUAUUCUACGACGCAACGAGUUGUUUGACAAGCUCAAGCGCCGACGUCAUGCGGAGAUCCUGGAGAAGGAGAAAGCAGAGAUCAACGUUGUCCUGGAAUUUGGACCAGACAAGCAGGGCAAACCAAGAGCGGCAAUGCCCGUCGCCGCAAAGGCAUGGGAGUCUACUCCAGGGUCAUUUCUUAAGCAUGUGGAUAAGGAUGUUUGUAGCGAUGUUGUCAUUGCAAAAGUGGACGGGAAGGAGCUCUGGGAUCUUGAUAGGCCAUUGGAGUAUGGGUGUCGGGUCAGCUAUGUUCCUUUCUCCACUGCCGAAGGUCAAAAGGUCUUCUGGCAUUCCAGCGCCCAUGUUUUAGGGGAAGCUUGCGAGUGCCAAUUCAACUGCCUGCUGUCACAUGGUCCGCCCGUCAGACAAGGGUUCUUUUACGAUAUGGCUAUAGCCGAAGGACAAGUGGUAAAGGAGGCAGACUGGGCACCCCUGGAAAAAAAAGCGACACAAUUCUUCAAAGAGAAGCAACCCUUUGAGAGACUGCACGUGUCGAUUCCGGACUUGAAAGAAAUGUUUGGUUACAGCAAAUACAAAAUGUACUACAUUGAAAAUCUACUACCUCCCGAAGGAAGCACUGUAUACAAGUGUGGAACCUUGGUGGAUCUAUGUCUUGGGCCUCACAUCCAAAAUACCGGAAAAAUUAAGGCAUUCCAGAUCAUGAAGAAUUCAUCAUGCUAUUUUCGAGGCGAUAAGGACGACGAUUCGCUGCAACGGAUAUACGGCGUUGCUUUCCCGGAUAAGAAGCACAUGACAGAUCACAAAAAGUUCCUCGAAGAGGCAUCUAAGCGAGAUCACCGUAAGAUCGGUGCCGAGCAAGAACUGUUCUUCUUUGAUGAAGUCUCUCCCGGCAAUGUUUUCCUUCUGCCGCAUGGGACUAUCAUCUUCAACGCUCUCCAGAAAUUACUGCGCUCCGAAUACCAUAAACGUGGAUAUCAGGAAGUGCAAUCUCCUAAUAUGUAUGACGUUGACUUAUGGAAAAGGUCUGGCCACUGGCAGCAUUAUCAAGACGAUAUGUUCAGCCUCGAAAUCGAGAAGAAAAAAUGGGCUCUGAAGCCAAUGAACUGUCCGGGACACUGUGUCAUAUUCAGUCAUAGGGAACGGAGUUACCGUGAAUUACCGUUGAGAAUGGCCGACUUCGGUGUUUUGCAUAGAAACGAAGCGUCUGGUGCCCUCAAUGGCAUGACCAGAGUUAGAAAAUUCCAGCAAGACGACAGCCAUAUCUUCUGUACUCAAGACCAGAUAACGCAAGAAAUUGAGGGACUGUUCGAUUUCCUCAAAUGUAUCUACGGGCUCUUUGGGUUCCCGUUCAAGCUUGAGCUUUCAACGCGGCCCGAGAAGUACCUCGGAGAUCUGGAGACCUGGGAUGUUGCAGAGUCUAAGCUUAAAGAAGCUCUAGACGAGUUCACAGCGUCCGGCGGUGGGCAAUGGGAGCUCAAUGAGGGAGAUGGUGCCUUUUAUGGACCCAAGAUUGAUAUUGGAAUAUCCGACGCCUUGAUGCGAGAUUUUCAGUGCGCUACCAUCCAGCUCGACUUCCAGCUUCCACAAAACUUCGAAUUAGAAUACAUGACCGCGGAGACGGGCUCGAAGCCCAAAGCCAACGAGUCAGUGGACGCGCAGCCAGACGGUUCUGCUGGCUCCUCGAGCAAACCAAAAGCGCCUGGCCCUGGACGUGCUCGUCCCGUCAUGAUCCACCGUGCGAUUGUUGGAAGUUUUGAACGGUUCAUGGCCGUCAUAACCGAGCAUUUUGCGGGGAAAUGGCCUUUUUGGUUAAGUCCGCGACAGGUCCUGGUCAUUCCAGUCAUGCCAACAGUCAAUGAUUAUGCCGAGGAGGUGCAGCAGUUACUCAGAGCUCAGAAGAUGCACGCGGACAUUGACAUCAGCGGGAAUACGAUGAAGAAGAAGAUCGUUAUUGGGCAAUUGGCACAAUAUAAUUUCAUCUUUGUGGUGGGAGCCCAAGAAAGGGAAUCGCGCUCUGUGAAUAUUCGCAACCGUGAUGACCAGGAAACGCAAUCGAAAGGGGAAUUGAUACCAUUGGCCGAAGCCAUCCGGAAGUUGAAGGCUCUCAGGAAGGAACGGCGCCUCACCAACUCCAUCUAA